Messenger RNA from Nymphaea colorata (pocket water lily), 3422 nucleotides. Its product is annotated as protein DETOXIFICATION 27-like. The transcript is spliced from 8 exons. Gene Ontology annotation, cellular component: membrane. Gene Ontology annotation, biological process: xenobiotic detoxification by transmembrane export across the plasma membrane. The record is from RefSeq and is a predicted model, not a curated record. Gene Ontology annotation, molecular function: antiporter activity; xenobiotic transmembrane transporter activity. NCBI's taxonomy places the organism in Eukaryota, Viridiplantae, Streptophyta, Magnoliopsida, Nymphaeales, Nymphaeaceae. Bases 192 to 1715 code for a protein of 507 amino acids.
CACAAUACACAUCUAUUUCUUUCUUUCAAGAAAAGCAACUUCAGAUAAGGUGGGAUGUAUUUAUCGCCGGGGGUAUCCGGAAGCACCCAUUCCUCUCUCUCUCUCUCUCUCUCUCUCUCUCUCUCUCGUGUGUCCCUAACCGACGCUCCCUCCUAACACCGAUAGGCAAGUUCUGGAUGUCAUAGUGGCAUAUGGCGGAAGAAGAGCCGAGGACUCCUCUACUGGAGCAAGGCCCUCGCGUCAAUGGCAGCCUCCGCCCACCGGCACAGCAGCAAAAUCACCUCCACCAUCCAGCAGAGGAACCAGAAGAAGCGCCGCUGCUCCAACGGACGUGGAUCGAAUCGAAGAAGCUAUGGAGGAUAGUCGGUCCCGCCAUCUUCACCCGGACCUCCAUCUACGGGAUGAACGUCGUCACUCAGGCUUUCGUCGGUCAUCUCGGCGACCUCGAGCUCGCCGCCAUCUCCAUAGCCAUCACCGUCGUCGUUGGAUUCAACUACGGCUUCUUGUUCGGCAUGGCUAGCGCUAUGGAGACGCUGUGCGGCCAAGCAUACGGCGCCAGAGAGUACCCCAUGCUGGGGAUUUAUAUGCAGCGAUCCUUCGGCGUCAUGUUCUUGUGCGCUCUCCUUCUGCUGCCCACCUACAUUCUGGCCACUCCCAUCCUCAAACUGGUCGGCGAGACGGACGAGAUCGCCGAACUCGCCGGAUGGAUCACGCGGUUGCUCAUACCUCUGCAGUUCAGCUUCGUCUUAUCAUUCCCGACGCAGCGGUUCCUUCAAUGCCAGCUGAAGAACGUGAUCAUCGCCUGGAUCGCAGGAACCACGCUGCUGAUACACGUCUUCUUGAGCUGGCUUCUCGUUUCUUACUUCGGCUUCGGCCUCGUCGGUGCGGCCGUGGCGCUCAACAUCGGCUGGUGGGUGCCACCUAUCUGCCAGCUUCUUUACACCGUCUGCGGCGGCUGUCCUGAGACGUGGACCGGCCUGUCAUGGCAGGGAUUAAUGGGUCUUUGGGAAUUCACAAAGCUUUCCAUAGCUUCGGGAGUUAUGCUAUGUUUGGAGAAUUGGUAUUACAGGAUUUUGGUAAUCCUGACGGGAAACUUGAGCGACGCAGAGAUUGCCCUGGAUGCACUUUCUGUAUGCAUGAAUAUAAACGGGUGGGAAAUGAUGAUUCCACUUGCCUUCUUUGCUGGAACCGGGGUGAGGGUGAGCAACGAGUUGGGAGCCGGCAACGGCAAAGGCGCAAGGUUCGCCACCAUCGUGUCGGUGAUCACCUCCACAGUCAUCGGCCUCUUCUUCUGGGCCCUCAUCGUCAUUCUUCACAACAAGUUUGCGCUCCUCUUCACCUCUAGCGCUGUUGUCCUCGCCGCCACCUCCAAAUUGGCCGUUCUCCUCGCCUUCACCAUCCUUCUCAACAGCGUCCAACCCAUUCUCUCUGGUGUAGCGGUGGGUUCGGGAUGGCAAGCUUCUGUGGCGUACAUAAACGUGGGCUGUUACUACAUUAUCGGUCUUCCGGUGGGCGCGGUUCUAGGCUGGGUCUUCCACCUGGGCGUUUCCGGAAUUUGGGGAGGUAUGAUUGGCGGGACCGCUGUUCAGACCCUCAUUCUCGGAGUUAUCACAAUCCGCUGUGACUGGGAGAAGGAGGCACAGAAGGCCUACCAUCGAGUGGACAGAUGGAAGGUCCCAGACACGACAGACAAGUCGCCCAGCGGUACACCGUGAAGCUUAGCCUCGGAUCUUCUGUGAUGCUUCAAAAUGGGAAACAGACGGAUGAUCAUGAUGAGACACUUCAGGAUUCAGGCUGUACAUUGCAACAUAUCGUACAUUUGGUGAUAGUUCGGUUAGAUUAUAGAGUUUUUUUCGGUUGUUCAUGAGGCCAUUUGGCGGCUGGGAAUGAAAGCAAGGUAUGGAGAAAGAGAGAAAACGUUACGUGGUCCGGCAUCCUCGUUAGCCCACUUCCGUGAAGCAAAGGAAUAAAGGGUGUCUUUUAAACUGAUCAUAAUGGCUACUCGCGUAGACGAGUAUAUAUCAGGAUAAACUCUUUCCAGGAACCCCUUAACAAGAUAUAACAAGAUCAUAAUGGAGCGCCGCGGGUGUUGGGUUGCGUGAGGGACAUUUCAAUUUUUGUAGGGAGGUGUUUCUUUUCCUUCUCACCGUUCCAUUUGUGCCGUUAUAGCGCCUUGGUCACUUUCAUGUUGUCUCCAAUCUAGAAAAUGAUUAAAGUUUAGAACGUGGCCUUGCUCUUAUACCAAAAGACAAACCAACAUAUUUAGCAACGAGCAUGGUCGAAGACGUUGCCUAGCUAAUUUGAUAUUCGGAAUCGACGCAAGAAGAAAACAGAAUCAAAUAUGGAGUACUUUUCUCUCCUUAGGUUACCAAUUAAAGGGCCCAUUAGCGGUACUUAACCUAUAUAUCUUGGCUUUAUUUCACAAAUUUCAGGAAGAACCCAUUUACGUACCAAUUAUACUUUUGUGCAUGAGUUAGUUCACGAUAUUGGAUACGCAACUUACGUCCCACUUAAGAGCAGAUUGGACAUUUUGGUUUUUUUUUUUUAAAGAAUGUCCUUUGUAGUUUUUAGUUUUUCAACUUCUAUUUUUAUCAUUACAACAAAGUUUUCUAAUGGGAAUAAAGGUAUUUUCAUCAUAAACCAUGUUGCCUGCACCAUAUCAACCAUGUGCAAGGCCUAAGCAUGUCACGCGUUCAGCCACGAAUAAUGCCGAAAGUUUUCAUAACUAAAAUACCCAAAAAAAAAAAAUCGACACUGUGCAUGCUUGGUCUCUCUCCCUCCCUCUCCAGGUUCAACUGUUUCCAAAAUGAGUUCGCUGUUCAUUUAUAAUAUGUGAAAAGAUGCAUAUGUUCCCAAGACAUUCUUUAAUUAUCCUGGUGAUCAACAGUAAUAGCUGCAUUUUAAGCAAUAAAUUUAGCUGACCAUACUUUUCUUCUCGGGGAGAUUGCACUACAAAUUAAUAGACUUGGUUUGUCGCUCUUCUGCGGAAAGUUGAAAUUUUCUUGUCUCACAUACCCUCAAGCGAUCAGUUAACUUUGCCGAGACCAUUUUCCGCUUUGAUGUUCGGAACGCUGAAACUUGAUGGUUGCAGGCAAUAAAAAUGGUGGUGGCCUGACCAUGUGGAGGCGAUCAUGUUAAUUCAACAUUGAUGCAGUUGGUUCAGAUGGAAUGGAAGGCCAUCCCCUCGGUAUGGUACGGUGGGCAGCCAUGAGUUUGAUGGGUUCUUCAGUCAAAGUCAUGAUGAAUGUUGCAGAAGGCUAUUGAUGUCGUGCUCGACGGGAACACUACGAGGUGAUUUGCACUAUUGCACUGCAGCUAUCUUAAUUUGCACCUAUAACGUGGCGCUUAAGUGAUGAUGUCAUUGUAAUCUGAGAGGGGUGCUCUUCGCCUUAUGGGCAAUUGAAUUUUCUAUGCAUUGUCUC